Molecule: messenger RNA, 1596 nt
Organism: Colletotrichum orchidophilum
Lineage: Eukaryota; Fungi; Ascomycota; Sordariomycetes; Glomerellales; Glomerellaceae
Product: transmembrane amino acid transporter
Exons: 6
Coding region: 1-1596 (531 amino acids)
Biological process (GO): amino acid transmembrane transport
Cellular component (GO): vacuolar membrane
Molecular function (GO): amino acid transmembrane transporter activity
Source: RefSeq, a predicted model, not a curated record
AUGGACAAAGAUCUCCGCCAACCCGAGCCCACGGCACACGACAAGGGCUCCUCCGAAAUCGCCUUUGCCCGCGCCGAUGCCGAGACGGGCGGCUCUUCCGGCUUCAGCGCCUGGUUCGGCGGACGCAACACCAAAGUCGGCCCGCGCAUUGCGCCUCGCCAGGAGGGCGUCGGAGAAGGGUCCGACAGCGAGGACAGCGCCGAUGCCAUCUUGACCAAGCAGCUUGCCGAGGAGGAUAGCCAUGCGAUCAAGUACAGGACAUGCAGCUGGCAGAAGACGGCCGGGUUGCUCUUUUCCGAGUACAUUUGUCUCGCUAUCAUGAGUUUCCCGUGGUCGUAUAGCAUCCUUGGACUCGUACCCGGCUUGAUCCUUACUGCCGUCAUCGCACUCGUUGUGCUCUACACGUCCUUGGUUCUGUGGCAAUUCUGCAUGAGGCACCCCGAAGUUCGCGACGUUUGCGAUAUCGGCCAGAUGCUCUUCUGGGGAAAGACGUGGGCGUGGUAUGCUACCGCUUUCAUGUUCAUCCUGAACAACACUUUUAUCCAAGCUCUGCACGUCCUCGUCGGCGCCAAAUACCUCAACACGAUGACCGCGUCCGACCCCGUCGUCUGCAGGACCGUCGUCUUCUCCAUCGUCGUUACCAUUAUCUGCUGGCUCUCCUCGCUGCCUCGCACGUUCGACGCGCUGUCAAAGGCCGGCACCGCCUCCGCGGCCUUUACAUUCAUCUCGGUGCUUCUGGCGACGAUCUUUGCCGGCAUCCAGGCGCAUCCCGCCGGCUACGAUCCCCGGUCGACGUAUGUCGACCCGACUACUAACACGACAAUGACUGGCGGCGCCCCCAUCGUCACGGCCAUUCCCAUCGCUGCCACCACCUUCGUCUCCGGCAUGAAUGCUUUCCUGAACAUAAGCUAUACUUUCAUCGGCCAGAUUACGCUGCCCAGUUUCAUUGCGGAGAUGAAGGACCCGAGGGACUUCCCCAAGGCUCUGUGGGCCGUCACCAUUGGCGAAAUUAUCGUCUUCAGUAUUGUGGGAGCAGUCAUCUACGCCUACGUCGGGAACCAGUACAUGACCGCCCCGGCAUUUGGAUCUCUCGAGGAAGUCUACAAGAAGGUGUCCUUCUCCUUCAUGAUUCCAACUUUGAUCUUCCUCGGCGUCUUGUACGCCAGCGUUUCGGCCAGAUUCCUCUUCUUCCGCUUGUUCAAGGGCACCAAGCACUUGCACGAGCACACUAUUGUCGGCUGGGGCUCUUGGGCCACCAUUCUCCUUGCGCUGUGGCUCUUGGCAUUCUUGAUUGCCGAACUCAUCCCAUUCUUCUCUUCUCUGCUCUCCCUCAUGUCCUCACUGUUCGAUUCCUUCUUCGGCUUCAUCUUCUGGGGCGUUGCCUACUUCCGCAUGCGAGGCGCCGACAACCGUGCUGGCGUUCCGAAGCCCGGGAGGCUUGCUGACCUGGCGACAAUGGGAAUCAACAUUGUCAUCAUCCUCACCGGUCUUUUGUUCCUCACUGCCGGCACAUACGCCAGUGUUGAGGGUAUCAUUGAGGAGUUUCGAGCGGGCACCGUCGGCAAGCCUUUUGGCUGUGCCAGUAAUGGACUUUGA